UGGUGGAGUAGGUCUACAUUUUUUUCGAGUUUCAAUCAGUCAGGCAUACGGGCGGAUCUAUAGAAAAUACUAUAUUUCCGCGCAGAGGUUCGUGAAUGUCAUCAAAGCAGGUAUGAUGCAGUUAUGACGUUAUCUUCCUCUCUGCUGUGAGAAUGUAUGAGGUGAUGCAGGGAGACACUUCCACUCUGUCCUGGAGGGUACCCAGCCCUGGCCACAACAAUGACCCCCAAAAAAGCCCCUUCAGUGGGGAAGGAGGACCCACCAAGAUCCUCAAAGUUUGCUUCUCCACCAACAACACCCAGGGAAAGAACUUCAAGCUGGUUAAGUGUGACAGCUCCUGGAAGAUCAGGGCUAUAGUCCAGUCGAUCCUCAACAGUGGGCGACUGGGACCCAACAUCCAGCACCAGGCCUGUUACGGUCUGAUGCUGAAGCACCUCAAGUCUGACGAGCUCCACUGGCUCCACCCAGACCUGACCGUUGGUGAGGUGGAGCAGCGCUAUGAGAGCCACCACAAUGAGGCCGAGUGGAGGUAUGACCUCCGAGUCCGAUACAUUCCUGUCAACUUCCUGGAAAAGUUUAAAGAAGACAGAACCACACUGCUCUAUUUCUACCAGCAGGUGCGGAGUGACUACAUGCUGUACCACGCCAGUAAAGUCAGCGAUGGGAUGGCCCUGCAGCUGGGCUGUCUGGAGAUCAGGAGGUUUUAUAAAGACAUGAACGCCAAAGGUCUGGAGAAGAAGUCCAACUUUGAACUGCUAGAGAAAGAAGUGGGAUUGGAUCUGUUCUUCCCGAAGGAGCUUAUUGACAGCAUGAAGUCUCGUCCUCUGCGUAAGAUGAUCCAGCAGACCUUCCAGCAGUACGCUACUCUGAAGGAGGACGAAUGUAUUGUCCGCUUCUUCAAGACACUCAUAGACUUCAGCAACUUUGACGAGGAGGUCUACCCUUGUGAACUAGUGCAAGGCUGGAGCCUGUCAGUUGAGUUGGUGAUUGGUGCCAGGGGCAUUCGCCAGCGAACCCAGAAAGACUCAGCACCUGUGUGUCUAGCCGACUUCAAGCAGAUCAAGAGCAUCAAGUGUUUACCUCAGACUGACGGAAAAGCCCUCCUGACCCUGGACAUUACUGGAGCCAAACAGCCUCUGUCCAUCAACGUGACUAAGUUUGCCAUGGCAGAGAACAUGGUUGACCUGAUCGAUGGGUACUGUCGUCUGGAGCACGCCACGGAUGAGUCGUUCAUCGCCAAACCAAAUAAAGAUGCUAAUUUACGAAGUUCCCUCCCAGAACUACCCACUAAUCAAAAGGAGACAUCAGACACAUUCAGAUAUAGCAUGGAAUCUGACAUCUAUGCUGAAAUUGAUGAACAACCAAAGUCUGUGGUGAAGUAUGGAAUUGACAGACAACACAUUGUUCUUGGACGGAUCCUUGGCGAGGGUUUUUUUGGCGAAGUCUAUGAAGGAAUGUACAAGAAACCGAAUGGGGAGAGAUUGAGCGUGGCAGUGAAAACGUGUAAAGAUUGUUCUCCAGAUGUCAUGGAGAAGUUCAUGAGUGAAGCAGUGAUCAUGAAGACUCUGAACCACCCCCACAUCGUCAGUCUGAUUGGCAUCAUAGAGGAAGACCCUGUGUGGAUUGUCAUGGAGCUCUACAAGUUUGGAGAGCUUAAGAACUACCUGGCUGACAACCAGAACAAGCUGACCAACAUCACACUAGUCCUCUUCAGCCUGCAGAUCUGUAAAGCCCUGGUGUAUCUGUCAGGAAUGAACGUUGUGCACAGAGACAUUGCAGUGAGGAACGUGCUGGUGGCCUCAGCUGAUUGCGUGAAGCUCGGAGACUUUGGACUGUCCCGAUACAUCGAGGAUGAAGAGUAUUAUAAAUCUUCUGUGACUCGAUUACCUAUCAAAUGGAUGGCUCCAGAAUCCAUUAACUUCAGGCGAUUCACCACAGCUAGUGAUGUCUGGAUGUUUGCUGUGUGUAUGUGGGAGAUUCUGAGUCAGGGGCAACAGCCUUUCUUCUGGCUGGAGAACCGGGACGUCAUAAACCAGCUUGAGCAGGGAAUCAGACUGCCCAAGCCUGAUAACUGUCCCCCUGCCCUUUACUCUCUGAUGACCCGCUGCUGGUCGUACGACCCCCGUGACCGACCCACCUUCACAGAGCUGGUUGUCAAGAUCAGUGAUGUCCAUAAGAUGGAGCAGGAGCAGGAAAUUGAAAGAGGGAGGGACAGACAGAGGUCCACCAAGUUUUUUGACACCAAGAUCAACUUCAAUGAACCUCCUCCUAAGCCCUGCAGGAUGAAACCCGGGGCUCGUUUUGGGGAGGGUCUUCUCACUCAGCUGGGUGAGGUGAUGUGUGCCAGUUCCCCAGACCUGGCCAGUCCUUCUGACUACACCACCCCUGUCGACUCCAAGAGCAACACCUUGAUACUGCCCCGCAUCAUGUCUCCACGGCGACGCAGUAUGGGGGAGGCGGACUUCAUUGUGGAGCCGUCCAGUAAAGAAGACGCCCAGCGGUUGUGGCAGUUGGAGAGACAGCGCAUGGAGGAGACGAUGAACAGGCAGAAACAACAGAUGAUGGAGGAUAAUAAGUGGCUGACCCAGGAGGAGAACCUGUCUUCUGAACCAGAGAGCGGAUUGGCCCCACCUGACAAGCCCCUGCGUCCCACCGAUCCACAAGCUUUGGCUGCCCCAAAACCUCCGCCCCCCCCAAUAGCUCCGCCCGCCCCAAAACCUCCGCCCGUCCCUGCCGCCCAGGCCGCACCAACAGCAGAGCUAGACAGGUCAGAUGAUAAGGUGUAUCAGGCAGUUAUGGACCUGGUCAAGAUGGUGGUCCAGCUGAAGAACGAUGUCAACACUCUGCAGCCUGAAGAAUACAUCAACAUAGUGAAGUCUGUAGGGCUGACCCUACGGAGUCUCAUCCAUAGUGUGGAUGACAUUCUACCCAGCUUACAUCAGUCCAUUAGAACCGAGAUCGAGGGCACCCAGAAGCUGUUGAACAACGACAUGGGGGAGUUGAUCAGUAAGAUGCGCCUGGCCCAGCAGAACGCUGUCACCUCUCUGAAGGAGGAGUGUAAGAAACAGAUGCUGGCUGCUGCACACAAUCUGGCUAUCGAUGGGAAGAACCUCCUGGAUGCUGUGGACCAGGCCAGGGUGAGGGCCAACCUGGCCAAGCCCAAACCGGAGGACCUGUAGCGGGACAAAUACAGGCAGGACAUCUGCUUUGGACUGUGGAUGUUGCAGUGGAUGAUUCCCUGGGGGGUUGUUUUGUUUUGAACAAGUCAAAGCCAGCUGUGACUGAAUGGAUUAACAGUGGCUUGGAGGUUCUGUGUUUGGAAUGAGUGUCUUCAGUCUGUCAGGAUCAGUCUGUCAAACGGCCAGAAAAGGUGGUUGUCGUCAGUGUGAUGUCUUUGUUUAAUCUCAGUGCCUUGAAUUCAGGAAAUACAUUUCAUAUAGUAAUACGCUCUCUGUGUGCUUAGACUCAAGAUCCAGGUGAAUUUUAUUAUAGUAUUUUAGCUUCUAUUUAGUGAAAGUGGCCAGAUCAAAUGAAUGUUUCAAAUGUAAUGUUAUAUUAUGGAAUGUGUAUACUUCUUCCUAGACAUGAAAAAAUCCAAGUUUGAGUUAUGAAUGUCAAAGGACAGUAUUUACUCUGGAAAUGUAAAACAUGUUUAUUGUAGCCUCAGCAUCUGUUGACAUGGUAACAGUGAUGUGUAUUAUCAUAAGUAAACACAAUGGAACUGUG
Esox lucius (northern pike) is the source of this 3726-nucleotide messenger RNA. RefSeq names its product protein tyrosine kinase 2 beta, b (gene ptk2bb). Lineage: Eukaryota; Metazoa; Chordata; Actinopteri; Esociformes; Esocidae. Gene Ontology annotation, biological process: protein phosphorylation; signal complex assembly. The record is from RefSeq and is a predicted model, not a curated record. Gene Ontology annotation, cellular component: cytoskeleton; focal adhesion. Gene Ontology annotation, molecular function: ATP binding; protein tyrosine kinase activity. The transcript has 28 exons. Bases 153 to 3179 code for a protein of 1008 amino acids.